ACCCGUUAUCUAGUGUCAUUUAGGCGGUAGGGACGACUCCAGCCAGCAGAGGCAGCAGAGGCGCGGACUCUACGGAAAUGGUUCGUCAGUGACAAGCACGUUAGCACGUUAGCACAUUAGCAUCCGUUUCUGCUCCGUUAAUUCAACAUGAAUCCGCUGACGAAGGUGAAGCUAAUCAACGAGCUGAACGAGCGGGAGGCGGACCUCGGCGUGAAGGAGUCUGUUUCCUGGCACACGGAGUACAAAGACAGCGCCUGGAUCUUUGUAGGAGGAUUUCCGUUCGAGCUGACUGAAGGUGACAUCAUCUGCGUGUUCUCUCAGUACGGCGAGGUCGUCAACAUCAACCUGGUGCGAGACAAGAAGACAGGGAAGUCCAAAGGUUUCUGCUUCAUCUGCUACGAGGACCAGCGCAGCACCAUCCUCGCUGUCGACAACUUCAACGGCAUCAAGAUUAAAGGUCGGACCAUUCGUGUGGAUCACGUUAAAGACUAUCGUCCUCCCAAAGACUCCGAGGACAUCGAUGACAUCACCAAGCAUCUGAGGGACGAGGGCUGUGCUCCCACAGCCACCAAGUCGACCUCCUCUUCCUCCUCUUCCUCCGAGGAAGACGAGCAGUACGUCAUCCCUGUGAAGAAGCUGAAGAAAGAUAAAAAAGAGAAGAAGAAAAAGAAAAAGAAGAAGAAGAAGGCAGAGCAGGAGAGAGGGAGCCGGGUGUCCUCCUCUGCCUCGCCUCCUCUUCAUCGUACUCCUCCCGCCGUCAGAGUCAAAGAGGAAAAGGAGGACACUGCCUACGACAAGUACAACCAGAGGGGGGCGCCGCCAGGAGGACAACUUAAUGGACAGAGAGCGGGGGAGGAGGCGGAGAGGAGGAGAAAUCAUGAGAGGGAAGGAGAGAGAGAGGAAGACAGACAAAGAGAGACAGACAGAGACUACAAAAGAGAGAGAGAGGGAGACAGACGAAGAGAGACAGACAGAGACUACAAAAGAGAGAGAGAGGGAGACAGACGAAGGGAGACAGACAGAGACGAUAGAAGAGAGAGAGAGGGAGACAGACGAAGGGAGACAGACAGAGACGACAGAAGAGAGAGAGAGGGAGACAGACGAAGGGAGACAGACAGAGACGACAAUAGAGAGGGAGACAGACGAAGGGAGACAGACAGAGACGACAAUAGAGAGGGAGACAGACGAAGGGAGACAGACAGAGACGACAGAAGAGAGGGAGACAGACAGAGACGAGAGAGAGAGGGAGACAGGAGAAGGGAGACAGACAGAGACGACAGAAGAGAGACGGACAGAGAUGGUGAGACAAGGAAAGAGACAGACCGGGACAGAGAUGAUAGAAGAAGAGAGACGGACAGAGACAGCAGAAGAGAGAGAGACGAUGAUAGAAGACAGAUGGUGAAGAGAGAGUGAGACAGUGACGGAAAAAGAAACGACAGAUUUGUUUGUUUCCUUCAGUUAAACAAUUUUGUUGUCAGAUUACAUUUUCUAAUAAAACCUUUUGACUCGA
Messenger RNA from Hippoglossus stenolepis (Pacific halibut), 1510 nucleotides. It is a transcript of the gene rbmx2, whose product is annotated as RNA binding motif protein X-linked 2. Gene Ontology annotation, biological process: mRNA splicing, via spliceosome. Gene Ontology annotation, cellular component: U2 snRNP; precatalytic spliceosome; catalytic step 2 spliceosome. Lineage: Eukaryota; Metazoa; Chordata; Actinopteri; Pleuronectiformes; Pleuronectidae. The record is from RefSeq and is a predicted model, not a curated record. The transcript has 6 exons. The coding region runs from base 148 to 1413 and encodes 421 amino acids. Gene Ontology annotation, molecular function: RNA binding.